AUGGUCAAAGUCACACUAUCAAAGUUCCUGAGGGACCAGAGCUUCAAGGGAAGAUUUGCACACCACUAUGGAUAUAACUCGGAGUAUUUCGAUGUUCUAUGCAAGUAUAAGGACGAUUGGCUGGAUAAAUUGUUUUUUGUCAAUGAACAAAUGGCUAAGAAAUACGUCGAGCUUGCUAAACCAAUUGUCACUAUAAUGGAGGAAGAAUUGAACCUUGCAGAGCUUUCUGUUACAGAAAUGACUCUGGAUGAUAUUCAAUUGCUAUUUACCAAUGAUAUUCCGAUGAAGAUCACAUAUGGAAAGGAGACUCAUGAGGUCAAUUUAACAACCAUGGAUAACACCGUGGAUUUGACGAAAUUAGUUAAAAGAAAUGCUUUGAUAUUAAGUCCGGGCGGACAUAUAACUAGUUUGAAAUGGCUUCCCCAAGUACUUAAACAGGAUACUCCUAAAGUAAACUAUUUGGCAGUAUCUAUAAUCAACAACCCCAAUGGUGUAGGUGACAGCAUCCUAAAUCCAGAACUAAGCAUGUACGAUGGGAAUACCACCGAUCAUAAAAUCAAUUCCGCCAUACAGAUAUGGAAACACGAUUUAAACACCAAUGAAUUAACUUUAGAACAUAUGUUGGUAACUACUAACCUUGGGGCAACUUGUGACUUGACUUGGUGCCCAAUGUACCUUGAAGAAGGGAACGUUUUGGGAGUACUAGCUGCAAGUUUCACGGAUGGGAAACUUCAUUUAUUUAGAAUCACCAAGAACUUACCACAGUAUGCUAAAGUAGACCAGACAUCUUUGCUGUAUGUCUCGCAGCAGUCAUCAGAGCCUCAGAAAUCAGAUCCUUGUACUAAUAUAAUUUCAUUUGAAUUCUUGGGUAUUGACAAAAUUCUAGUGGGGACAACCGAUGGUUCCAUUGCCGAAUAUAUCCUUCCAUUUAAGCGACAGGAAGAAAACAUAGAUGACAUUUCCAUACCUUCAUACAAGACGAAAAUAUCGGAUGAGCCAAUCACCAGUAUCGUCGCCGCUGAAUAUGGCACUGGGGAAUAUAUUAUCUUAAUAAACACCAUAUCUCCUAUAGUAUUUAGCUAUGACUACAACAACUACAUUCAGGAUUUCCACACACCAAUAUCUAGAAGUACCCUCCCACCCAGCUAUAAUCACGUUCUUCGUACUUUCACAGUUACUCCAACUGUAGAUAGUGUGGGCUACAUUUUUCUUCGCAGUCCACAAGAAACGAUGCAUUCAUUAUUGAAACUAGACUCAUAUUUGACAUCAAAUCAUGCGUCCGAGAUCUUAGGACACCCAUUGAAUCUUUCCGGAACAAUGUCGGGACAAAUAAUCGUGUUGAAUUAUAGCCGGAAAAUUCUCAAUGGGCAGAAGACAACUAAUAGGGUACUUGUUCCAUUACAAUUAUGGAAAUUCGAUGAAGAUGAAGACAAACCAGGAACAGUGGUUUUACAGGCGGAUUUUGGAAGGAUGGUCGUGGAUACACCGGUAGAGAUGUCUAUUAUGCCACCAGAAUUGGCGAUUUCAGCUUUGGCUUGGAAUGAAAACGUUCAUGGAAGUUCAAUCUAUGCUGCAGGGACAGUGUCUGGAGUUUUAAUUAUUGAGAGAUUAGAUCCAAAAUACAGAAAGUAG
Molecule: messenger RNA, 1632 nt
Organism: Spathaspora passalidarum NRRL Y-27907
Lineage: Eukaryota; Fungi; Ascomycota; Pichiomycetes; Serinales; Debaryomycetaceae
Product: transcription factor TFIIIC subunit
Exons: 1
Coding region: 1-1632 (543 amino acids)
Biological process (GO): transcription by RNA polymerase III
Cellular component (GO): transcription factor TFIIIC complex
Source: RefSeq, a predicted model, not a curated record